This is a messenger RNA of Chinchilla lanigera (long-tailed chinchilla), 4392 nucleotides long. RefSeq names its product NAC alpha domain containing (gene Nacad). Gene Ontology annotation, biological process: protein targeting to membrane. Gene Ontology annotation, cellular component: nascent polypeptide-associated complex; cytoplasm. The record is from RefSeq and is a predicted model, not a curated record. NCBI's taxonomy places the organism in Eukaryota, Metazoa, Chordata, Mammalia, Rodentia, Chinchillidae.
AUCUCGCCUGUGAUGCACCUGCUGCCACCAUCCUGGGAGAGGACCGACGGGAGCCUCAUGCCCUGACCCCAGGGCCUAGCCCCCUGGCUCUCACGUUCCUACCCAGCAAGCCAGGUGCCCGGCCUCAGCCCGAGGGAGCCAGCUGGGAUGCCGGGCAUGGUGGGGGCCCAUCAUCCUGGGCAGACCCAGCAGAGGGCGGCCCCAACCCCGUGCUCCUCCCUGAGGGCCUGCACCCCCAGGCUCUGGCCGCCACCCUGGAGCCCCGGAUUGUGAUGGGCGAGGAGACAUGCCAGGCACCGCCAUCACCCAGGGCAGCCCUGCCAGUGCUCAGGGAACAGGAGCUGUGCUCUCAGGAUGAUCCUCCUGUGCCUUCCUGGUCCCCAGUCCCUGAGCCCUACUUCACCCCUCCCUCCACCCCCACCGAGGCCACCUACGCCCUGCUUCUCGGCCAUGGGCUGCACAGGGACGCAUGGGACCCUGAGGCGGAGCUGCUGGACUCGCUGGCUUCCUCGCCCUCGGGCUCCUAUGUUACAGCGGAUGGGGACAGUGGGACCUUGUCACCCUCCUGUUCCCUCAGCCUGCUGGCUCCCACCGAGGGGCCGGACUUUCCCUUGGGCUGGAGCUUCUCCCCGCCAGAGUCAGCGGCUGAGGAAUGGGAGCAGCACCCUGCCGAGACCCCAUCCUCUGAGUCCAGCCUGUCAGGGGACAGUGGCUCUUCCUGGGGCCAGGAGGGCCACUUCUUUGACCUGGACUUCCUGGCCAAUGACCCAAUGAUCCCUGCAGCCCUCCUGCCAUUUCAGGGUAGCCUUAUCUUCCAAGUGGAGUCGGUGGAGGUGACGCCACUGUCCCCUGAGGAGGAGGAGGAAGAGGAGGUGGCACCUGACAACCUGGCCCCUGACGGGGAAGCGGCCAGACAGGAUGAGGAGGACAGUGCCUCGGCCUCCUUCCUGCAGUCCCUGUCCGACCUGUCCAUCACUGAGGGCAUGGACGAGGCCUUUGCCUUCCGAGACGACACCUCGGCGGCCUCCUCAGACUCGGACUCAGCGUCCUAUGCAGGGGCUGACGACGACAGGCUGUACAGCGGGGAGCCGCACGCCCAGCCCAGCGCGCUGCUGCAGGACGCUGGCCAGAAGGCAGAGCAGGAGUGUUCGGGUAGGGCUGUGUCCUGGAGUGCAGAGCCCAGGGGGACAGCGCCCACCCCUCAGGUCCCAGAGGGAGAAACCCGUCUCAGCCAGAGCCAGGAGUCAGUCGCAGGCAUCUCGGAAGAGGGCCUGGCUUCCGGCCGGGAGUCUGCAGCUGCUGUCACCCCUCACACUGGGCAGGUGACCGCCGAAGCGACCCCUCAGGUGGGCGCUGAAGUUGACUCUGUGGCCAGAGGAACACCUGCCACCCAGGCGCCAGCUCACCCCUCCCAGGACAGGAGCGCCGCCUUAGGCCGGCCACCCGGUGCUGUAGAGGCAGAGCCAGCUCUGCAGGAAGCAGCAGGCAGCAGCCCUCUUGAGCUCACAGAACCCCAAGGAGGCCCAGGCCUCCCGGAAGGCCUGGAGUUUGUGGCUGCAGCCACGCUGGGGCCCCUGCGGGCUGAAGGGGGCGUCCCGUCACCCCAGGACUCUCCUGAGUCUGCACUUCCAUACCUGGAGUCUGUGGCUGCGGUCACACUGGGGCCCCUGCAGGCUGAAGGGAGCGUUCGUUUACCCGAAGAGUCUUCAGAGUCUGCAGUUCCAGCCCUGCUGAACGGAGAUCCCAUCUCAGGCCUGGAGUCUCUGGCUGCAGCCACGCUGGAGUCCCAGGAGACUGAAGGUGGCAUCCCAUUACUCCAGGACUCCGCUGACACAGAGCUUCUGCCUCUGCUGGAUGAAGAUCCUACCUCAGGCCUGGAGUCUGUGGCUGCGGCCACGCUGGAGUCCCAGGAGGCUGAACAGGGCGUCCCGUCACCCCAAGAUUCUCCGGAGUGGGGCGUCCCGAAACCCCAGGACUCUCCUGACACAGAGCUUCUGCCUCUGCUGGAUGAAGAUCCUACCUCAGGCCUGGAAUCUGUGGCUGCGGCCACGCUGGAGUCCCAGGAGGCUGAAGGGGGCGUCCCGUCACCCCAGGACUCUCCUGACACAGAGCUUCUGCCUCUGCCAGAUGAAGAUCCUACCUUGGGACAGGAGUGCAUGGCUGCAGCCACGCUGGGGCCCCUGCAGGCUGAAGGGGGUGUCCUGUUACCCCAGGACUCUCCUGAGUCUCUACCUUUGUCUCUGCAAGAGGAAGAUCUCAUCUCAAGCCUAGAGGCAGCGGCUGUGGCCACGUCAGGGUCCCAGGAGGCUGCAAGUGGUGUCCCGUUACCCCAGAACUCUGCUGAAGCUCCUCUUCCACUCCUGGAAGAUGAAAAUUCCACCUCCAGCCCAGAGGUCAUGGCUGCAGCUAUUCAAGGUUCCCUGCAGGCCAAACAGGGAACCUCACUACCCCAGGACCCUCCAGAAUCUUCUCCACCUCUGCAAGCUGGAGAUUCUGCCUCAGGCCUGGAGGCUGUGGUUGUGGCCACACCAGGGGCCCUGAAAGCUCAAGCAAGCUGCACUCCGGGGAGCAAGGCCGUGGCCCAGCAGGAAUUAGGUGUGGCCUCAGGACCGAGGCCUGUGCCCAAGGAGUGGGUUGCAGCACCCCCUGGUGACCCAGAGCCUGUGGCCUUGAACCAGGCCCCGCAGGAUGGCCCCAAGCCAGGGGCAGAAGCUGGGACGCUUGGGCCCCAGGGAGAAGAGGCAGGGCCCACCCUGGACAUGGAGGUCGCCAGCCCCCCUGAGGCUGCCCUUGGUCCCAGAGAGGGAGACCCAGGCCGGUCUCCUGUGGAGCAGGAAACAUGUCCAGAAGCCCAGGCACCCACGGAGGACAGGGCUAAGACCCGCCUGCCUCCAGGAGAGGCCCAUGGGCCUAAGAACCAGAGGGCGAGGGGUCCCAAGCCACCAGCACAGGGACAUGGACCUAGGUCGGCACCCCGAGGGGCAAGGGAUGCUCCUAAGGCCCUUCGCGCCACCUGCCCUGAGGUCAGCCAGGCACAGCCCCUGAGCCCAGGCAGGGAAGGCAGGGCCCUGGGCAGCAAGGGCACCCCAGCGUCCAGGCUUCCCGCAGCUCUGGCUUCCGGGGCUCAGCAAGGCUCCUGCCCAGGGUCCCCAGCCAGGGCUGUGUCCAGGCUGGGCGGGGAAGGCCCCAUAAAGCCUGGCCCAUCUGCAUCGCCCUCCCCACAGCUGGAACCUGCAGCAGGCCACGGCCAGCGGCCCCUGGCCGCCCCAAGUCUCCUUAGCCCGUCCCCCCCGCCACUCCCCAGAACCGCAGCCCGGGGCCCACCCAGUGCACCCCGCACCAGGCUCCUGGACCCCAACCCCUCCGCUCCUGUUGCCUCUCGCCCAUGCCGGGGUCCCCAGGAAGACUCCGUGGAGGGGGAGGAGCCCCCAGCCUCCCGGGGUCCGCUGCCACCUCGAGUGGGAGCCCAGCGGGCCACCGCUGCCUCAGGGACCACACAGCCUCGGGGAGCCAGGCAGCGCUUUGGCCUGGCACCCCAACCCCCACUCCUCAGUCCCAAGGCCGCUCCCGAGGGUGCCAAAGAGCCGGCCUCCAGGACCUCGCCCCCCUGCCAAGUGCCUCCUCUCCUGGGGUCCCGGGGCCCACGUGGCCCUCAAGGGCUCCCAGCUCUCGAACAGCAAGAGGACGAGGACAGCCUGGAGGAAGAUUCCCCACGGGCCCCAGGCUCUGGCCAGCACUCGGACAGCCACGGGGAGUCGUCAGCCGAGCUGGACGAGCAGGACGCCUCGGCCCCUCACGCGCAGCGCCCGGCCCAGGCCCCGACAGGCAGCAGCGAGGAGACCAUCGCCAAAGCCAAGCAGAGCCGCAGCGAGAAGAAGGCUCGGAAGGCCAUGUCGAAGCUGGGCCUGCGGCAGAUUCAGGGUGUCACGAGGAUCACCAUCCAGAAGUCCAAGAACAUCCUCUUCGUCAUCGCCAAGCCCGACGUCUUCAAGAGCCCCGCCUCUGACACCUACGUGGUCUUCGGGGAGGCCAAGAUCGAGGACCUGUCCCAGCAAGUGCACAAAGCCGCAGCAGAGAAGUUCAAGGUGCCCUCCGAGUCCCUGGCCCUGGUCCCCGAGUCGGCACCCGGACCCCAGCUGAGGCCAGAGCUCGAGGAGGAGGAGGAGGAAGAAGAGGAGGUGGACGAGACGGGGCUGGAGCUGCGUGACAUCGAGCUGGUGAUGGCUCAGGCCAACGUGUCCAGGGCCAAGGCUGUGCGGGCGCUGAGGGACAACCACAGUGACAUUGUCAAUGCCAUCAUGGAGCUGACGAUGUAGCUGCCGCCUGAGCCGGGUCUGCCCUGCCCUCCCCAGCGCUGCCGCCCAAUAAAUCAGUGUCCUGACCGCACUGUCA